This is a messenger RNA of Zeugodacus cucurbitae (melon fly), 753 nucleotides long. RefSeq lists its product as uncharacterized. The coding region runs from base 1 to 510 and encodes 169 amino acids. The transcript is spliced from 5 exons. Lineage: Eukaryota; Metazoa; Arthropoda; Insecta; Diptera; Tephritidae. The record is from RefSeq and is a predicted model, not a curated record.
AUGGAUUUCAAUAGCUCGUUUAUAUCGAUUGGAUGUGAGCAAACUACUAAAUCAAAUUUUGACGACUUAAGUAGCAAACUGGAUAGUCUGGAUAAGAAGGUAGAAGAUUUGUUAAAAGAACAUCAUACAACUCAAAAGCUUCUGAAGAGAGUAUUGGAAGAAGUUAAAUCGACCUCACAUAAUGCUAAAAAAAAUAAAAAUUUGCCACAAAAACCUUUUGCAGAAGCGCAUGAUUUCGCUACUUUUGAAGACAAAAUUCAAUCUUCCGAAACAAAAUUUAACGAUUUGGUGGCUGAAUUGCAAAUGAUAAUAGCAUCCAAUUCGAACAAAUUUGUUAAAAUGGCUUGGCGAAAAGUUUUUACGGACGAUGUUGCCCAGAUAUACUGCUGGAAAAUAACGAACACGAAAAAACCGGCAAGAGCACUUAGUGUGACGACAGCAUUAAGGCAGGCAUACCAUCAAAAAUUCCCUACCGCUGCCACGGAUAUGAAAUCGAGCGGACUACAUUGAAUUUUUUCCAACACGCCAGCAACGGAAUAAAAAAAUAAUUGAGUACGAAAACAAAAAGAAUAUGUCAUCGGUAAUGGUAGAUUAAUUAGUUGUUAUAUUAUUGCAAUUUUAAAUUUAAUUUUGUAAGUUGUAAUUGGAUUAUUCUUAAGUUUUGUACUGAAAUUAACUUUUUCGUUUGUUUCCUUAUCUUAAGAAUGUACAUUAUUUUCGUUAAUUUAAAUUAAAAAAUGAAUUUUUGUUACG